Clunio marinus is the source of this 522-nucleotide messenger RNA. The record is from the annotation of a GenBank genome assembly. NCBI's taxonomy places the organism in Eukaryota, Metazoa, Arthropoda, Insecta, Diptera, Chironomidae.
AUGAAUCUGAAGGAAAAGAAUGAAAUCACAAAAAAGGACAAAGAAACAAGCGACAUUUUAGAAAUCAAAUUAUUCCAACUUUUUCAGGGUGUUUUUCAUUUUGUGCUGUUGUUAGAUACUUCAGAUGACAACAACAAGAAAAUAUUUGUGAGUUUUCACGUCUUGACGUCCCUUGGGGAACGAAAGGCGAGUGAAAAAGUCUCCGCAAACAUUUUGCAUAAAAAAAAUAUAAAUAAAACUCCAUUAAUGGCAUUAAGCGAGGGACACUUAGAGUGGAUGAAGCUUUACAGCAACUCAAGUUGUCAUUUCUGUCCUGAAAGUCAAUCUGGGGAUUUUGUAACAACUUCAACCCUUUCAACAAUCACAGUCAGAUAUUAUGUUAGACUGGCAAUAGCAAAUAACGAUGAAUUUAUUAAUGUCAAGCGAGAAGCUUUUGGGGGUGAGAUGAGAGUUAAAGCAACUCAACUUGUUCACGAUGUAUGUAAGUAUGAAGCACAGCACAACAACAAUAUUUUUUAUUAA